CAGAUAUUUUUACAAACAUGCCACGCAAGAAGGUAACAGAAGUCUCAGGGAAUGGUGGGAUCAAGAGGAAGAGGGCAGGAGGCAAAAAGAAGGAAAGGGAGUUCAGCAGUGAUGAUGAGUUUGAUGAUUAUGAAGAGCAGGAGAACACAAAGAAACCUGGCAAGCCUGCUACAAAGUCAGGCCUUCAACCUGUCACUGUCUCUGACGAUAUCAAGGAAAAAAUUGUAAGUCCACCUGACCUGCAUGAGGUUAAGUCGAACAUUGUUCAGAUAAUCAAGGGAGGGGGUUUGUGAUGUGACGAUAUAGAAUUGUGGUUAAUGUGAAUAGAAAAUGUAACAACAUGUUAUUAGUCACUUGUAAAUCAAGGGUGCUUAGGCAGUGCUAGAAUAAAACAUGAGAAACAUUAAGAGAAACGCUGAUCUCUGUAUUGUCAUUUCUAUAGAAACUUGACUUACCUAAAAUCAAAGGUCAACUGCUCAUUUUCGGAGCCACCAACUGGGAUCUCAUCGGAAGGAAAGAGGUGCCAAAAGCACAAGGUAUAACCCUGCCCAGUCCUGUACUGAAAACAUUGCUGUAUGCAAUACUCCACUCAGUUUUCCCUCAAUAGCACUUGUGCUACCAACUUUGAAAGUCGUUUUUCCUGUCUAUUUCUAAUGGCAAUCUUUAAGUAAUCCUCCUAAUUGACUGCAGUAUUGAAGUGUUCCUGUUUCUGAUCAAAUCAAACUUUAAAGUGCAUUUAAAAUUGAAAUAGACUUUAAAUUAAAAUGGUGGUGUGUGUGGUCUCUCAGCGGCCUUCAGGAACCUAGGCCAGAACCUGUGGGGUCCUCACCGCUAUGGCAGCAUGAGUGACGUGCAGGUCAGCAGUGUGGUGUCUGGGCCCUGUGCUGCCCACAGCCUCCUCAUCACCACCGAGGGCAAGCUCUGGAGCUGGGGUAGGAAUGCUAUACCGUAAUAGCUCAUAGUGUGUGUAUAUAUAUCUCAUAGAUCAUUCUAGCUGGUUUGAGUCUGGGAGAAAGGGUCAAUAUUGACUUCUUUCUGCCUCUAUCAGGUCGAAAUGAAAAGGGUCAGCUGGGUCACGGGGACACAAAGCGCCUAGAGGCCCCAAAGUUGAUUGAGGCCCUCGCAGACGAAGUGGUGGUGGCUGCAGCCUGUGGACGCAACCACACCCUGGCAUUGACAGAGGGUGGCACCGCCUACUCGUUUGGAGAGAACAAACUGGGCCAGCUGGGCCAGGGUAACCAAACUGAUGCAGUCCUCAGUCCAGCCCCGGUAAGCAACAUCAACCUCCCUAUUCAUCUGCCUCAUUAUUGUUGCUGCUUUAUUAUAGGUUUAAUAUGGCCACAUGGUGAGCCUGUGCUUAUCAAAGCUUCUCCUUGCCCCUCUCAGAUCCAGUACGAUGGGCAGCCCUUGGUCAAGGUGGCGUGUGGGGCAGAGUUCAGUAUGGUGGUGGACUGCAAAGGGAACCUCUACUCGUUCGGCUGCCCAGAGUAUGGCCAGCUAGGUAUGUCCUCAACUAACGAGCAGGACUGGACAGAUUUCAACUUUUUUUUAAAGUUUCACCGAAGUUUCUCUUUAAAGACGAAAGUUUCUCCAAUGACACAUUUAAAGAAUCACAAUGACCCCUUCAAAGAUCAUUCUAGAUCAAACACUGGCGUAGGACUUAUUUUUUCCUUGUGUUUUGGGUCACAGGACACAACUCUGACGGCAAGUUCAUUGCCCGCGCCCAGCGCAUCGAGUUUGACUGUGAGACCGUUGCACGCCGCGUGGCCAUCUUCAUCGAGAAGAGUAAGGACGGCCAGGUGACACCUGUACCUAACGUGGUGGUCCGCGACGUCGCCUGCGGAGGCAAUCACACGGUGAGGAGAGAAGACCAGAACCCAUAUUCAGUCUUGGAGAAAGAAUGCUGAUCUAGGACCAGUUUGGCCUUUUAGAUCAUAAUGAAUAAGAUUACAUGUACAUGAGGGACCUGAUUCUAGAUCAGCACUCCUACUCUGAGACGCUUUAUGAAUACGGGCUCUGAUCCCUGUCGUCACAAAUACCCCAUGAGCAAGAAAUGUGCAUUUUAGAAACAGAAAUCAAACAAUGAUAUUAUAUUAGUGAUGUCCCCCCCCCUCCCUUUGCAUAAUUGCUGAAUGAAGAGCAUUUGAGUCAUUUAAGACACUCUUAUCCAGAGCAACCUACAGCGUUCCCUUCAUGUUUAAUUAAUAAACCUGUAGAUGGAGACCUCUUCAAUCUGAUCGUUAAAUCUGGGCGCUAAAAGGGAGUUGAGCGGAGCUGAUAACAUUUUGGCCCUGUGUAGCUCAGUUGGUAGAGCAUGGCGCUUGCAAUGCCAGGGUUGUGGGUUCGUUUCCCACGGGGGGCCAGUAUGAAAAAUGUAUGCACUCACUAACUGUAAGUCGCUCUGGAUAAGAGCGUCUGCUAAAUGACUCAAAUGUAAUGUAAAAUGUACCGGCCUGUGUUUUAAAGGGAUAGUCCACUCAAAGUAUGAGUUUUCACUUGCAUUGGCUGUAGUUGAUUCGCGAAGACCGGUUUUUUUUUCUCUCUCACUUUUGUUUUGUUAGCACGAGGUAUGUAAACUGUGUGUGUGUGUGUCCAGCUGAUAUUGGACUCCCAGAAGCGGGUGUUUUCCUGGGGCUUUGGUGGUUAUGGACGGCUGGGUCACACGGAGCCGAAGGACGAGAUGGUGCCCAGACUGGUGAAGCUCUUUGACUUCCCCGGGCGCGGGGCAUCCCAAAUCUACACUGGCUAUCAGUGCUCCUUUGCUGUAAAUGAGAUGGGUAUGGGACACAAUGCUUAACCCCUUGGAAUGUCGCACUGAUGAGUAAAUCUCUUUAGAAUUAUUGUAUAUUUUAUUACCCCCAUUAUCAAUUUAUACCACUAUAAACCAAGAAUACUACCGUUACUUCCCCAAGUCUGUGUUGUAAUACCUGAUAUACACUGAGUGUACAAAACAUUGCUCUUUCCAUGACAGACUGACCAGGUGAAAGCUGUGAUCUCUUAUUGAGGUCACCUGUUAAAUCCACUUCAAUCAGUGUAGAUGAAGGGGAGGAGACUGGUUAAAGAAGGAUUGUUAAGCCUUGAGACAAUUGAGACAUGGAUUGUGUAUGUGUGCCAUUCAGAGGGUGAAUAGGCAAGACAAAAGAUUGAAGUGCCUUUGAACAGGGUAUGGUAGUAGGUGCCAGGCGCACUGGUUUGAGUGUGUCAAGAACGGCAGUGCUGCUGGGUUUUUCAUGCUGAACAGUUUCUCGUGUGUAUCAAGAAUGGUCCAUCACCCAAAGAACAUCUAUCGAACUUGACACAACUGUGGGAGGCAUUGGAGUCAACAUGGGCCAGCAGCCCUGUGUAACGCUUUCGAUACCUUGUAGAGUCCAUGCCCCAAUGAACUGAGGCUAUUCUGAGGGCAAAAGGGGUCAAUAUUAGGAAGGUGUUCUUAAUGUUUUGUACACUGAAUGUAUAUUGUAGUGAUUUCAAGGGGUAUCCCAAAUGGGAUUUGAACCUAGCAUCUGUCAGUCUAACACUGUAGCCAUUACGCUAAGAGUUGGACACUUUUGCCAAGGACACUGGUGUUUUUAAUAAGGAAGCUACAAUAUUAACAUUUUGUGUGCAGGAGGGCUGUUUUUCUGGGGUGUCACCAAUACUUCGCGGGAGUCUACCAUGUACCCCAAGGCAGUGCAGGACCUGUGUGGCUGGAAGGUCCGCAGUCUGGCAUGCGGGAAAAGCAGUAUCGUUAUCGCUGCAGACGACAGCACCAUCAGCUGGGGACCCUCCCCUACCUUUGGCGAGCUGGUAAGUUUUUAAUAAUUAAUUGGUGUAUUUAUUAAGCAGAUUUCUCACACCCAAAGUGCUAUACAAUUAUAGAAAUGUACUUGUGUGCUCAAAAGACUGCUGAAUUUGUGCACCUGUUCUGGCUUCUCAACCCAUUAUGACAUGGGUUUGUGUUUGUUACAGGGAUACGGAGACAACAAGGCCAAGUCCUCCACUACUGCUCAGGAGGUGAAGACCCUGGAUGGAGUUUACGCUGAACAGGUGUGGAGCAGCAACUUAUAAUGAAAACAGUUUUCUGUAGAUGGGAACUGCAUUUAGGUGCAUGUUCACUCUUUGGGCCGAUUCUCACUGUGGUGUUUGGGGUUGCAGGUGAUGAUGGGAUACGCACACUCCCUGGUCAUCGCCAGACAGGAUACUCCACAGGAACAAGAGAAGCUCAAGAAGCUGCCAGAGUACAACCCACGCACGCUCUGAUGGGGCACCAUCCAGCCACCUUACCGUUUGUUUUUCCCAGAGACAACAGAUUCUCUCCAGAAGCACCUGCCCUUUAGGUCAUGAUGGAUGGCUGGGGAGGAUGGGCUCUCAUGAAUAUGUAUGCAUACACUUUGAAAAACAUUCAGGUCUAGUUCAUAGUUUCGGAGGUUAAAUGAGAAAAUGCGGCGCAACAACUAAGACUGAAACAAAUCCACUCUGGACAGAAUUCAUCCUACUCUCACAAUGCUUGUCAGACAUCUACAGCUGGAGAGAGGAACUCUACCACUCAUCUCUCCAAGCACAUUAUUCCUCUCUGCGUUCUACUCCAACUCCAAUCCCCAUGCAACUCCACUGAAGCGUUCACUAUAUUUUCAUGAAGUAUUUUUAUUCUUCUGUUGAACUGAUCAAUGUCCUCUCCCUCACUACAACAGGUGCUACAUCAGUCCUCUUUGGGCAGAUUAAUUUCCAAGCGAGGGAUCACUUCAAGACCAACACUCCAUAUCUGUGCCUUUUGAAACUGUAUUUUGGGGGUAUGGAGUAAAUAUGCUUUUUUUUGUUUCUUCCCAAAGACCAAUUGCUGAAUUUAGUUUAAUUUGUUCAUGGAGUCCAUGGAAGUAUUACUGUUUGUCAGGUUGAUCUGUGUGCGUUGUCAGAACACAAUCAGGAUCUGAGACAUUGUGCCAAGUUGAUGCUCUCCGACCAUUGACUUCUGUUAUAUUCCUUGGUUUGUCUCUACACUUGUAUGAUUAAAUGUUGGUGUUGAGGAUGCGCAACUGUCCCUCAAAGGCCAUUGUCUGCUUGUUGUCAUUCCUGCCCUUUUUCCCAGUGACUCCUUUUAGCCUGCGAAGCAGCUGUGAACACUGCAGUCUUGGGAAUGAAAACCAGCAUGAAUGCGAUUUUGCAAGGACUUGAGUUGUGUGCCUCCGUUUUAGUGUGAAACUACACUUUCUGCACUGCUGUUAAAAUUAUUAUUUUGUAUAGUAUAAACUUCUGUGUUGAGCAUCCUAAAUAAUCCCAUAUCUGUUAUUGUUUAUUUUUAGUAAACUAGAAGGGGAAGAAGCAUGAUGUAAGAUGCAAUCUGAUAGUCCAACUGAUUAUAGGCUACUAAAGCCAAUUACUUACCGCUGCGCAUGGAGUUUGAUGAAAAUCAGAUAAUCACGCUGCAUUAUGCUGCCAUGGAUUUUAAGAAAAUGAAUUGACCACAUGGUGAGCCUGUGUUUCAAAGUUCUUUGCCCCCUCAAUCCAGUAGAGGGCAGCCUGUCACCGUGGGGCAGAGUCGUAUGUUGUGACUGAGGAAUAGUUCGCUGCCAGAGUAUGGCAGCUAGGUAUGUCCUCAACUAACGAGCAGGAUGGACAGAUUUCACUUUUUAAGUUUCACAAAGUCUCUUUAAAGACGAAAUUUUCUCAAUGAACAUUUAAAGCAUCACAAUGACCCCUUCAAGAGAUCAUUCUAGCAUCAAACACUGGCGUAGGACAUUAUUUUUUCUUCCGUGUUUUGCGGUUCACAGGACACAACUCUGCGCGGCAAGGUUCAUUGCCCGCGCCCAGCACGCAUCGAGUUAGUUGACUGUGAGGAACCGUGGCACGCCGCGUGGCCAUCUUCAUCGAGAAAGAGUAAGGACGGCCAGGGGACACCUGAUACCUAACGUGGUGGUCCGCGACGUCGCUGCGGAGGCAAUCACACGGUGAGGAGAGAAGACCAGAACCCAUAUUCAGUCUUGGAGAAAGAAUGCUGAUCUAGGACCAGUUUGGCCUUUUAGAUCAUAAUGAAUAAGAUUACAUGUACAUGAGGGACCUGAUUCUAGAUCAGCACUCCUACUCUGAGACGCUUUAUGAAUACAGGCUCUGAUCCCUGUUGUCACAAAUACCCCAUGAGCAAGAAAUGUGCAUUUUAGAAACAGAAAUCAAACAAUGAUAUUAUAUUAGUGAUGUCCCCCCCCCUCCCUUUGCAUAAUUGCUGAAUGAAGAGCAUUUGAGUCAUUUAAGACACUCUUAUCCAGAGCAACCUACAGCGUUCCCUUCAUGUUUAAUUAAUAAACCUGUAGAUGGAGACCUCUUCAAUCUGAUCCUUCAAUCUGGGCGCUAAAAGGGAGCUGAGCGGAUCUGAUAACAUUUUGGCCAUGUGUAGCUCAGUUGGUAGAGCAUGGCGCUUGCAAUGCCAGGGUUGUGGGUUCGUUUCCCACGGGGGGCCAGUAUGAAAAAUGUAUGCACUCACUAACUGUAAGUCGCUCUGGAUAAGAGCGUCUGCUAAAUGACUCAAAUGUAAUGUAAAAUGUACCGGCCUGUGUUUUAAAGGGAUAGUCCACUCAAAGUAUGAGUUUUCACUUGCAUUGGCUGUAGUUGAUUCGCGAAGACCGGUUUUUUUUCUCUCUCACUUUUGUUUUGUUAGCACGAGGUAUGUAAACUGUGUGUGUGUGUGUCCAGCUGAUAUUGGACUCCCAGAAGCGGGUGUUUUCCUGGGGCUUUGGUGGUUAUGGACGGCUGGGUCACACGGAGCCGAAGGACGAGAUGGUGCCCAGACUGGUGAAGCUCUUUGACUUCCCCGGGCGCGGGGCAUCCCAAAUCUACACUGGCUAUCAGUGCUCCUUUGCUGUAAAUGAGAUGGGUAUGGGACACAAUGCUUAACCCCUUGGAAUGUCGCACUGAUGAGUAAAUCUCUUUAGAAUUAUUGUAUAUUUUAUUACCCCCAUUAUCAAUUUAUACCACUAUAAACCAAGAAUACUACCGUUACUUCCCCAAGUCUGUGUUGUAAUACCUGAUAUACACUGAGUGUACAAAACAUUGCUCUUUCCAUGACAGACUGACCAGGUGAAAGCUGUGAUCUCUUAUUGAGGUCACCUGUUAAAUCCACUUCAAUCAAUGUAGAUGAAGGGGAGGAGACUGGUUAAAGAAGGAUUGUUAAGCCUUGAGACAAUUGAGACAUGGAUUGUGUAUGUGUGCCAUUCAGAGGGUGAAUAGGCAAGACAAAAGAUUGAAGUGCCUUUGAACAGGGUAUGGUAGUAGGUGCCAGGCGCACUGGUUUGAGUGUGUCAAGAACGGCAGUGCUGCUGGGUUUUUCAUGCUGAACAGUUUCUCGUGUGUAUCAAGAAUGGUCCAUCACCCAAAGAACAUCUAUCGAACUUGACACAACUGUGGGAGGCAUUGGAGUCAACAUGGGCCAGCAGCCCUGUGUAACGCUUUCGAUACCUUGUAGAGUCCAUGCCCCAAUGAACUGAGGCUAUUCGGAGGGCAAAAGGGGUCAAUAUUAGGAAGGUGUUCUUAAUGUUUUGUACACUGAAUGUAUAUUGUAGUGAUUUCAAGGGGUAUCCCAAAUGGGAUUUGAACCUAGCAUCUGUCAGUCUAACACUGUAGCCAUUACGCUAAGAGUUGGACACUUUUGCCAAGGACACUGGUGUUUUUAAUAAGGAAGCUACAAUAUUAACAUUUUGUGUGCAGGAGGGCUGUUUUUCUGGGGUGUCACCAAUACUUCGCGGGAGUCUACCAUGUACCCCAAGGCAGUGCAGGACCUGUGUGGCUGGAAGGUCCGCAGUCUGGCAUGCGGGAAAAGCAGUAUCGUUAUCGCUGCAGACGACAGCACCAUCAGCUGGGGACCCUCCCCUACCUUUGGCGAGCUGGUAAGUUUUUAAUAAUUAAUUGGUGUAUUUAUUAAGCAGAUUUCUCACACCCAAAGUGCUAUACAAUUAUAGAAAUGUACUUGUGUGCUCAAAAGACUGCUGAAUUUGUGCACCUGUUCUGGCUUCUCAACCCAUUAUGACAUGGGUUUGUGUUUGUUACAGGGAUACGGAGACAACAAGGCCAAGUCCUCCACUACUGCUCAGGAGGUGAAGACCCUGGAUGGAGUUUACGCUGAACAGGUGUGGAGCAGCAACUUAUAAUGAAAACAGUUUUCUGUAGAUGGGAACUGCAUUUAGGUGCAUGUUCACUCUUUGGGCCGAUUCUCACUGUGGUGUUUGGGGUUGCAGGUGAUGAUGGGAUACGCACACUCCCUGGUCAUCGCCAGACAGGAUACUCCACAGGAACAAGAGAAGCUCAAGAAGCUGCCAGAGUACAACCCACGCACGCUCUGAUGGGGCACCAUCCAGCCACCUUACCGUUUGUUUUUCCCAGAGACAACAGAUUCUCUCCAGAAGCACCUGCCCUUUAGGUCAUGAUGGAUGGCUGGGGAGGAUGGGCUCUCAUGAAUAUGUAUGCAUACACUUUGAAAAACAUUCAGGUCUAGUUCAUAGUUUCGGAGGUUAAAUGAGAAAAUGCGGCGCAACAACUAAGACUGAAACAAAUCCACUCUGGACAGAAUUCAUCCUACUCUCACAAUGCUUGUCAGACAUCUACAGCUGGAGAGAGGAACUCUACCACUCAUCUCUCCAAGCACAUUAUUCCUCUCUGCGUUCUACUCCAACUCCAAUCCCCAUGCAACUCCACUGAAGCGUUCACUAUAUUUUCAUGAAGUAUUUUUAUUCUUCUGUUGAACUGAUCAAUGUCCUCUCCCUCACUACAACAGGUGCUACAUCAGUCCUCUUUGGGCAGAUUAAUUUCCAAGCGAGGGAUCACUUCAAGACCAACACUCCAUAUCUGUGCCUUUUGAAACUGUAUUUUGGGGGUAUGGAGUAAAUGUGCUUUUUUUUGUUUCUUCCCAAAGACCAAUUACUGAAUUUAGUUUAAUUUGUUCAUGGAGUCCAUGGAAGUAUUACUGUUUGUCAGGUUGAUCUGUGUGCGUUGUCAGAACACAAUCAGGAUCUGAGACAUUGUGCCAAGUUGAUGCUCUCCGACCAUUGACUUCUGUUAUAUUCCUUGGUUUGUCUCUACACUUGUAUGAUUAAAUGUUGGUGUUGAGGAUGCGCAACUGUCCCUCAAAGGCCAUUGUCUGCUUGUUGUCAUUCCUGCCCUUUUUCCCAGUGACUCCUUUUUAGCCUGCGAAAGCAGCUGUGAACACUGCAGUCUUGGGAAUGAAAACCAGCAUGAAUGCGAUUUUGCAAGGACUUGAGUUGUGUGCCUCCGUUUUAGUGUGAAACUACACUUUCUGCACUGCUGUU
Coregonus sp. 'balchen' is the source of this 9269-nucleotide messenger RNA. Lineage: Eukaryota; Metazoa; Chordata; Actinopteri; Salmoniformes; Salmonidae. The record is from the annotation of a GenBank genome assembly.